Messenger RNA from Glarea lozoyensis ATCC 20868, 789 nucleotides. RefSeq lists its product as uncharacterized. The transcript has 3 exons. Gene Ontology annotation, biological process: tRNA aminoacylation for protein translation. Gene Ontology annotation, molecular function: aminoacyl-tRNA ligase activity; ATP binding. The record is from RefSeq and is a predicted model, not a curated record. NCBI's taxonomy places the organism in Eukaryota, Fungi, Ascomycota, Leotiomycetes, Helotiales, Helotiaceae. The coding region runs from base 1 to 789 and encodes 262 amino acids.
AUGGCGCCCAAGAAACAAACAUACUAUACCUACUCCUCCGGUAUCCCGUCCAAGAAUUUGCAUCUGGGAAACCUGACGCAUAACUUCCGGGAUCCGGGUUCGUUGGAGCCUUUUGUUUUUGAUGGGUUUGUUGAUCCCUCAGACGAUCCCCCAGAAUGGGCACAAGUAGCAAGUCUAGAGAAUUACGCCAUGACGCUAGGAAAGGGAGAAGGAAAAGAAGAACGAUAUAAAGUCGUCGCUGCGGCGAAGACUACGAGGAUGGAGAUCAUUGACAGUGAAGAAUUCUUCACCUCUACCCUCCUUCCUAACCCUCAAGCCAAGUCCUGGCUCAAAUCCCGCAUCUCAGCCUCUCAAUCGCUGCCCGACAAACCGGUCGAGGUAUGGAUGCUCACAGGACUCAUCCUCAUGACACACGCGACGUGGACACUUCUCUCGGCCCCGAACCCAGAAGACGCGAAGAGAUUCACGCCUGGGCUGGCCUCGCCGUUUGAUCCCGCGGCGGUGGAGAGUCUGCGUAGGUUGAGCGUGAGUGAGGGUGUGAAGCCGACGUUUGGAUUUCGGGCGGAGAAGGAGGAGGGACAGAAGAUUGCUGGUGUGAAGGUUGUUGAGACGGGGAAGUUUCCGGGGGUGAGGGCUUGGGCUGGACGGUGGGAGCGGGUUGCUUGGGAUGAAGGGGUGAGGUUGCAAAAGGGGGUUUAUGCUGAGAAUGGUGAGGGAGAGGAGGAUUUUGAUGAUGAUGAGAAGUUUUGGGAUGGGUUCUUAGAGAAGGCUGACGAGUUAACGAAGUGA